Messenger RNA from Homarus americanus (American lobster), 2390 nucleotides. RefSeq names its product surfeit locus protein 4 homolog (gene Surf4). The transcript has 5 exons. Gene Ontology annotation, biological process: Golgi organization. The coding region runs from base 88 to 900 and encodes 270 amino acids. Gene Ontology annotation, cellular component: membrane; endoplasmic reticulum; endoplasmic reticulum-Golgi intermediate compartment. NCBI's taxonomy places the organism in Eukaryota, Metazoa, Arthropoda, Malacostraca, Decapoda, Nephropidae. The record is from RefSeq and is a predicted model, not a curated record.
GAACAAGUUGUUGGAAGAGGGAGGUGGCAACAGUGAUCACAACAGCUCUCUUGGAUAAAGUGGAGGAGCGACACACAACUUACAGAAAUGCAGAACCAGAAUGAUUUUUUGGGCAGAGCGGAAGAUUUUGCGGACCAGUUUCUACGGUAUAGUAAAAAUUACCUGCCACACAUAGCACGUCUAUGCCUAGUGAGUACCUUCCUCGAGGAUGGACUUCGCAUGUGGUGGCAGUGGCACGAACAGCGGGAGUACAUGGACAUCUCUUGGGGUUGUGGCUACUUCCUGGCAACAGUAUUCGUGCUCAUUAACCUGGUAGGACAACUGGGAGGCGUGUUCAUGGUGCUGUUCCGUAAGAAAGUUGAGGUGGCCUGUGGGUUACUUCUCUUCAUUGUAGUUCUCCAGACAAUAGCCUAUCAAAUUCUGUGGGACAUGCAGUUCUUGUUCCGAAACUUGGCGCUAGUUGGUGGUCUGGCACUCGUCUUAGCCGAGAGCAAGAAGGAAGCUCGUACAAUCUUUGCCGGUGUUCCGUCUUUGGGGGAGAACAAGCCUAAGACUUAUCUCAUGUUGGGAGGACGCAUCCUUCUGGUGUUCAUGUUCUUGACGCUAGUUAGAUUUGAGUUCUCCGUCAUGCAGGUGUUCGAGAUAGUGGUUGGAGGUCUUCUCAUGGCUCUUGUAGCUGUGGGAUACAAGACCAAGUUGAGCGCAUUUAUGCUAGUGUUAGUGUUGAACGUCUUCAAUAUUUACGUCAAUGCCUGGUGGUCCAUCCCAGCAUAUAAACCCAUGAGAGAUUUCCUUAAAUACGAUUUCUUCCAGACAAUGUCAGUAAUCGGAGGUUUGCUGAUGCUCAUUUCUCUGGGCCCCGGAGGUGUCAGCAUGGAUGAACACAAGAAGCAGUGGUAACCCGCCCGUUCACCCACCGCUCCAUAUUUUAUUGUUUUAUCACUAAAGCCACAAGUUAAAGUUGUUUUAGUAUAGGUUAAUAAAUCUUGAAAUAUGGUGAUACAAUUUUGAUAUUUUAGGUAAUUAUCUCCUCCCUCCCUUUUUUUUUAAGGUAUACUUAAAAUUUGGUGUUAUUACAGUAUUCAUUUACAAAUAUUUAUACUGUAUAGUUGAAUUGUUGGAAUAAUAAUGAUCAAUGUAAAUAUCCUAAGUGAGGCCUUUGUGUGUCAUGAGAGUUUAUAUUUAUCCAUAUUUUUAAAGUGUUUUCCCCAAUGGGAUGGUCUGAGCCGAGAAUUUUAAUGUUGAAAUCGAUUUAUUGUUUUCUUUUUAUGAUUUAUUUAUUUACUUUUUGGGGGGUAAAGAAUUGUCUGAAUGGGUGGUAAUUCCUGCUUUGUGUUCUCAACAAAUUGACUACUAUCUUGCAAUAUUUGGAUUGAUGCCUCGAUUGUGAGAGGUUAGUCCUUUCUUUCAUGUCUCCUACCGCCAUUUGUAUCUGUAUAUGUGACCUUGGUGUAUAUGACCUGUAAUGGACACCAUGCUGUGAACAAGUCUUUGCUUUGAAGUAAAAAUUUUUUUUCAAACUGAUGAUUGGUUGCCAUGCUACAUUAAUGGUGCGCUCGUGGCUCAAAACGGGGAGGUUUUUUCUUUCUUCCAUAAGUCAUCCUCUUGUCAGUUCUUCCUGUUUACCUGUGCUAUGGUUAGCUUAUUUAACAUCACAAUUUUAUGGAUAUGCAGAUAAUACAGUACAUUCUUUAGGCAUCAUUACAGUUUUGUAGAGGUUCAUUCUCAAAGCUGUACAAUUCUUUUUGCUACUGAACAAUUUUACAGAGAUACAGUACAUUCUCAAAGCAUCACAGUUGUUUGUGAUUGAUGUGGGUAGCAUGGGCCAUGGUUAAAGAAAUGCCAAUGGGUUUUUAUUUGAUAUUGGAAUGGGAAGGAAGCUUCAUGUAUUAAUAUCUGUUCUGCCCACAACUUUUGGCUUUGCAACAUGUCAGUUAUAUUAUUUUUGUAUAGUUUUUAGUAGUAGGGGUGAGAACAUUCCCCUGGCACAAUGGAUCUUGUAUCCUUUUUUGCCUAAUAAUCCUCCUCAAUUUUUUUUUAUUGCUCCCUUGUUAUUAUUUAAUGUUUGAUGACUUUCAUUCUAAGCUACACAUAGGAUGUUUCUUUGUCCUUUGUGUGUAUGAAGGAAGUAAAUAGAUAAAUACAAUAAACUUUUAAAUAUACCCAGAGAAGGAUAGUUUUGUAGAAAAAAGCUUGAAACUCAAAAAAAAAAGUGGUAUCUUUUUUUUAAGGUUCCACAAGUCCUCAAAAUCUUUCAAGCCCUUUUAAUACCUUGAAAGUGUUUUAUAUUUAUCUCAAAAGGUUUUAUUAAACAGAUAUUCAAUCUAUGCUGUUACUGAAAAAGGUCUGUAACUUUUGUUAAGUGGCUCUAAAUAAAGAUUCUUCAUAUG